AUGGAGGAGAAAAUUGUAAUCACCGUGUGUGCUCGGCAGGAGCUGUAUGACACAACAUUACACAUAUAUCAUGACCGCCUUCGAAAUGACAAAGCCUGGCAGGAGAUCGGGAAGGAACUUGGAAUCCCUGAGGAAACCUAUCGGCAAAAGUGGAAGGGGCUCAGGGAUACUUAUUUGAAGGAGAGGAGGAAGGAAAGUGAGAGGAAGAGUUGGUCUGCAGCGGGCACGGGGAAAAAGUGGAAGUACUCUGCGAUCCUGUCAUUCCUCGACCCCUUUGUGAACCCGAGGGAGGCCUCAGGUAACAUGGGGCGAGGGGUCGAGGAUGACAGGACCGCAGAGUACUCUCCAGCAGGUGCAACGACGGAGGGGACAGAGGAGGCAGCAGGACCCUCACAUUCAGUCCCAGAACAACAUUGUGAUGAUGAUGAUGAGGAGGAGGAGGAGGAGGUUGUUGAGGUGGAGGAGGCAGCCACCCCAACUGCACUUGAGCAGCAGCCACCCAUUGGUAGGAAGAGGACAAGGAAGACAUCCAAGGGGCGGGAGGCUGAGAUGGAGGACCUGCUCAUUGAAGCCCUGCGAAAGCAGCAGCAGCAAGUCCCCCAGCCUCCCGGCUCACCUGUGUUGGAGGACGAAAUAUAGCGGUCCUGCUGCUAGGUUGUUGUCCUCCUACAGCCCCCUCCAUGUCUCCUGGUGUACUGGCCUGUCUCUUGGUAUCUCCUCCAUGCCCUUGACACUGUGCUGGGAGACACAGCUAACCUUCUUGCCACAGCGCGCAUUGAUGUGCAACCCUGGAUGAGCUGCACUACUUGAGCAACUUCUGUGGGUUGCAGACACCGCCACACGCUACCUCUAGUGGUGAGGACACUGGUAAAAUGCAAAAGUGACCAAAAAUCAGGCAGAAAGGAUGAGGACAGGGAAAUGGUCUGUGGCCUCCACCUGCAGAACCAU
Messenger RNA from Notolabrus celidotus (New Zealand spotty), 948 nucleotides. Its product is annotated as transcription factor Adf-1-like. Gene Ontology annotation, biological process: regulation of transcription by RNA polymerase II. The coding region runs from base 1 to 639 and encodes 212 amino acids. The transcript has 5 exons. The record is from RefSeq and is a predicted model, not a curated record. Gene Ontology annotation, cellular component: nucleus; transcription regulator complex. Lineage: Eukaryota; Metazoa; Chordata; Actinopteri; Labriformes; Labridae.